AUGGACAUCACCAGCUUCGUCGUCCGGGGCCGAGACCAAGCUCUGCUCUACGGCGACUUCUCCACCUAUCAUGGCCAGCUGUCCAAGCGCCUGCUCAACUCGCGCAAGAAGCUGGGCAUCGUGACUAAGAAUCGAGGCAAGUUUCGCAAGCCGGAGCAGGUGACGGCCGAAGACGUCCAGGGAAACAAUGAACAUGUCCAUCUACUCCUCCUUACCAGCGAACGCGCCUGGGCUCAGGCGAUGAGCAUCAAGGCUGGGCAUGCCAACGAUCAGAAGGGAGUUGCCGGUCGCGCCCGGUCUCACAUUGUCUCACGGCUCGAGAAAGCCGCUCGAAGUGCCGAGCACGUCGUCAGCAUCCUAUCGCAGACCGACGUCACCGGUGCCACCCCGACCGAUAUUCUCGAGGCUCGGGCCUACGCAUCGCUCAUCCGCGGUGCUAUGCAGUUCGAAAAGCAAAGCUGGGAGCCUUGUCUGCGGAGCUACGCAACAACCUACAUCAUCUACAACGCAUUGGCUACCGCUAGCAAGAGCGACAUCUUCAAAGACUUGCUCUCUGAGACAGUCGAGCCGUCCAUCAGGUUCGCUGCCUACCAGCUCAAGACUCCCCGAACGGUCUCGGUUGCUACCCUGGCCAAGAACGCCUUCCCACGAUCAGACGACGCUCUAGUUCAAGAAAUCAAUCGAAUUGAUGCCACCCUUCUGGCCGAGGCAAACCCAGAGUCCAAGGACGGCAUUGCGGUUAGCGAAACUGCCCCCCAGACGCUGACAUGGCGAGCCCACCAGGUCCAGAUUGAAGACGCUCAAAUAGCUACAUGCUGGUCAAUCGUCGCUGAGGCCAAAGAGAGACUCUCGCAGACAGUUGCCAAGUCCCAGGACAAGGGGCUCCACGAGGUAGCUGCCGCUUAUGAUGAAAUCUUAAUAUCUACCCAAGAUGCGGUCGAUGCUACCAAGCAGGCCAUCGACGAACUCAAAGGAGAUGGCGUUGGCCAAGGCGAUCCUAGAAUGCAACGGCUACAGAUUACUCGCACAGCAGUCAACUACGAGAUGAUUAGCUGGAGAAUCGGCCGGAAUCGAGUCCUUACAGGUCCCCAUGACGGUGCCACAGAAGAGUAUGAAUUGCGAAGGAGGGGCAAGAAGAAGGACGCAGCGUCUGCAGAGGCAAAGAAAGAGAGAGAAUUGCCAACUGGGAAAAAACUCGCCAAGCUCAAGGAAAAGGCAGCCUUGUACGAUGGAAUUCUUCAGAACUUGGAGUCUAUCCGAGAGCUCCCCGGAGUCGCCGCCGACGAGGAACUUGCUACCCGGGUCGAAGCUUACGAGAACUACUUUAUCGCUCUCAAGCACCUCGCAAUCGCCCGGUCACAUGCCAUCAUUGGCAACUCUGCAAAUGCCUUGGCCCUCAUCAAUAGCGCUCUGGGUUUCAGCCUAAAAGCUGUGGCCAAGCUUCCAAACGCACAGUCCUUUUCCGAUGAAGCUCCUUUGAGCCUCGACAUUUCCCCUGCUUCCGUCAAGUUCUUGGAACAGGUGAUUGAUGGCGAGCUGCAGCGCCACCGCGCCAUUGUCCACGUCGACAACCUGCGGAAGAAGAAAACCAAGGUCGACGAGUACGAAAGUCACGUUCCCCUUGUCGAGAAGCUGCAUGAAUACCCCGUCGGCGGGGCCGAUCUCGAACACAUUGUCGACUUUCCUCCCAGAGAAGAGGUGGUUCCAGUCAAGCCCAUCUUCCUCGACGUUGCGUGGAACUACAUCCACUACCCAGGAAAGGAGCCCCAGGUGGCCGAGGGCAGGCAAGCCGUCGAAGGCGCCCAGGAAUCUGAGCAGCCUGCCCAGCCGACCAAGAGAGGCUGGUUUGGCUUUGGGAGGUGA
Messenger RNA from Trichoderma aggressivum f. europaeum, 1863 nucleotides. RefSeq lists its product as uncharacterized. Gene Ontology annotation, biological process: SRP-dependent cotranslational protein targeting to membrane. Gene Ontology annotation, cellular component: signal recognition particle, endoplasmic reticulum targeting. The record is from RefSeq and is a predicted model, not a curated record. The transcript has 3 exons. Gene Ontology annotation, molecular function: signal recognition particle binding; 7S RNA binding; endoplasmic reticulum signal sequence receptor activity. NCBI's taxonomy places the organism in Eukaryota, Fungi, Ascomycota, Sordariomycetes, Hypocreales, Hypocreaceae. Bases 1 to 1863 code for a protein of 620 amino acids.